Messenger RNA from Protopterus annectens (West African lungfish), 4271 nucleotides. RefSeq names its product actinin alpha 3 (gene ACTN3). NCBI's taxonomy places the organism in Eukaryota, Metazoa, Chordata, Ceratodontiformes, Protopteridae. Gene Ontology annotation, biological process: actin cytoskeleton organization; muscle cell development. Gene Ontology annotation, cellular component: Z disc; cell junction; cell projection. Bases 173 to 2863 code for a protein of 896 amino acids. The record is from RefSeq and is a predicted model, not a curated record. The transcript is spliced from 21 exons. Gene Ontology annotation, molecular function: calcium ion binding; actin filament binding.
CGUGUGUAACUUUUGACCAGGAGCUCAGGACUAGCAAGCAGCAGCAAGCAAGGGACCCAGUGCCCAGAUUUUUAGUCUGGUCAGGGGUUUGAAUCCAGCCACUUCUCAGAAGGCGUCAGUAGUUAAGACUGAAAAAUAAGAAAAACAUUAAAGAGAAGCACAGAGGGCAAAAAUGACCCAAGUAGAGUCACAAGUAACGUAUACUCACUCCUAUGUGGUGACAUCAGAGGAGUACAUGACACAAGAAGAUGAUUGGGACAGGGACCUGCUCCUGGACCCAGCCUGGGAGAAACAGCAAAGAAAGACAUUCACUGCCUGGUGUAACUCUCACUUGAGGAAAGCUGGUACUCAGAUUGAGAAUAUCGAAGAGGAUUUCAGAAAUGGGCUGAAACUUAUGCUUCUACUGGAAGUCAUUUCUGGGGAGAGACUGCCUAAGCCUGACAAGGGUAAGAUGCGCUUCCACAAGAUUGCCAAUGUGAACAAGGCUCUUGACUUCAUCGCUAGUAAAGGAGUGAAACUGGUAUCUAUUGGAGCAGAAGAAAUUGUUGAUGGCAAUGUAAAGAUGACUCUUGGUAUGAUCUGGACUAUCAUAUUGCGCUUUGCCAUUCAGGAUAUUUCUGUAGAAGAAACAUCUGCCAAGGAAGGCUUGCUGCUGUGGUGUCAGAGGAAGACUGCACCAUACCGAAAUGUUAACGUACAAAACUUCCACAUAAGCUGGAAAGAUGGGCUUGCAUUGUGUGCCCUCAUCCACAGACACAGACCUGAUCUCAUUGACUACUCCAAACUCCGAAAGGAUGACCCUAUUGGUAACCUGAACACUGCAUUUGAAGUGGCUGAGAAGUAUCUGGAUAUACCCAAAAUGUUAGAUGCUGAAGAUAUUGUGAAUACCCCCAAACCAGAUGAGAAGGCCAUCAUGACAUACGUUUCUUGCUUUUACCAUGCCUUUGCUGGUGCUGAGCAGGCCGAGACUGCUGCUAACAGGAUUUGCAAGGUUCUGGCAGUGAACCAGGAAAAUGAGAAGCUGAUGGAAGAGUAUGAAAAGCUGGCUAGUGAGUUGUUGGAAUGGAUCCGUCGCACCAUCCCUUGGCUGGAAAACCGUGUGCCAGAGAAGACUAUGCGUGCCAUGCAGCAGAAGCUGGAGGACUUCCGUGACUACCGCCGUGUCCACAAACCUCCCCGUGUUCAAGAAAAAUGCCAGCUGGAGAUCAACUUUAACACCCUACAGACUAAACUGAGGCUUAGCAACAGACCUGCCUUUAUGCCUUCUGAGGGAAAGAUGGUCUCGGAUAUUGCCAAUGCAUGGAAAGGGCUGGAGCAAGUAGAGAAGGGUUAUGAGGACUGGCUGCUGACUGAAAUCAGGAGACUUGAGCGUCUUGAUCACCUGGCUGAGAAAUUUAAGCAGAAGUGUGCCUUGCAUGAGGGAUGGACAAGAGGCAAGGAAGACAUGCUGAGCCAUAGGGACUAUGAAUCUGCAUCACUGAUGGAGAUCCGUGCUCUCAUGCGCAAACAUGAAGCUUUUGAGAGUGACCUGGCAGCUCAUCAGGAUCGGGUGGAACAGAUCGCUGCUAUCGCCCAGGAGCUCAAUGAGCUGGAUUACCAUGAUGCUGCUACAGUAAACAGCCGCUGUCAGGGUAUCUGUGACCAGUGGGACAACCUGGGAACAUUGACUCAGAAAAGAAGAGAUGCCUUGGAGCGUGUUGAAAAACUUUGGGAAACUAUUGAUCAGCUGUACCUAGAAUUUGCCAAGAGAGCUGCCCCUUUCAACAACUGGAUGGAUGGAGCCACUGAAGACCUGCAGGACAUGUUCAUUGUGCACACUAUUGAGGAGAUUUCGAGUCUGAUCACAGCCCAUGAGCAGUUCAAGGCCACACUUCCAGAGGCUGACAAGGAGAGAAUGGCUAUCAUGGGAAUCCAGGCAGAGAUUCAGAAGAUUGCCCAGACAUACGGAAUCAAGCUGACUGGUGUGAACCCUUACACCAAUAUCGGCCCUCAAGACAUUGUCAACAAAUGGGAUACAGUGAAGCAGCUGGUUCCACACAGAGACCAGACACUGCAAGAGGAGGUUGCCCGCCAGCAAGCUAAUGAACGCCUCCGACGCCAGUUUGCUGCUCAGGCCAAUGUUAUUGGUCCCUGGAUCCAGACCAAGAUGGAGGAAAUUGGACACAUCUCUGCAGAUAUUACAGGUUCCCUGGAAGAUCAGAUGAACCACCUGAAGCAGUAUGAACAAAACAUUAUCAGCUACAAGUCCAACAUUGACAAACUAGAAGGAGACCACCAGCUCAUACAGGAGGCACUCAUCUUCGACAACAAACACACUAACUAUACCAUGGAGCAUAUUCGUGUUGGCUGGGAACAGCUUCUGACAACUAUUGCCAGAACUAUUAAUGAAGUGGAGAACCAGAUCCUGACCAGAGAUGCCAAGGGCAUUAGUCAAGAGCAGCUCAAUGAAUUCCGUGCUUCCUUCAACCACUUUGAUAAGAAGAGAAAUGGAAUGAUGGAACCUGAUGAUUUCAGAGCCUGUCUGAUCUCCAUGGGCUAUGACCUGGGUGAAGUGGAAUUUGCUCGCAUCAUGACUUUGGUUGAUGCCAACAAUACUGGUGUUGUGACCUUCCAAGCUUUCAUUGACUUCAUGACCCGUGAGACUGCUGAAACAGAUACUGCUGAACAAGUCAUGGCUUCCUUCAAGAUUCUGGCUUCAGAUAAGAAUUUUAUAACAGUGGAAGAGCUACGUCGUGAACUGCCACCAGAGCAAGCAGAUUACUGCAUCAGCAGAAUGACAACAUAUGUUGGAGCUGACAGUGUGCCAGGAGCUUUGGACUACAUUUCUUUCUCCAGUGCAUUGUAUGGUGAGAGUGACCUCUGAAACCUGCCCCAGAUAAGAAAGAGAAGCACUGUUGCUCCAUUAUCUAUCUGCCUACAGCCCCUCCCCUUCUGCUGCUGCUAACUGUAUCAAAAGUGCACUGCAUCUCACAAAAAGUUAAAUAAAUUUUAUAAAAAAAAAUAUAAUGAAACUUGUAUCGUCUAAUGGGUGGUCUGAGCAAGCUCUAAUAGUUGGUUAAAACUGCAAUAGAAAAAAGUUUCAUUAUUGCAGAAGUACAUCAGAUGUAGAAAACCUUGUUUUGUUUAUAUUCUUUUUUCAUACAAUCUGCAAUCAUGUCCACUUUUUCCAACUCAGAGUCCUGUUGCUCAUGAAUGAGCCAUUGUCUUACCCAACUCCAGUCCCAUGGGCCGUAUGCACUGUAAUGUUUCAGUGUGAGUGUGUACGUGUGUAUAUGUAUAUGUUAGGGAGAACUUCUUAUCUUGAAUGUUGGUUGUGUCAUCUACACAGAAUUGUAAUACAACGUCUUUCCAAGAGACUAAAGUAAUAAAAUCAAAGCUGUGAUGGCUAUUUUAGAUCAGCAGAUAAGUUCUAAAAGUGUUUGAAAUGGGAUUACCUAAGAAGGUGUUUGCCUGCAGUUACUUGGCACCCUAAAAAGUAUGGAGUAGGAGGUAAGUAUUUUAAAAGCAGUAUGUGGGGAUUAACAUGAAUGGUUUAAUGUGACUGGAGUUGACUAAAGGAGUAUGGAAAAAUAAAAGCAUUUUUAAGUAAAAUAUUAAAUGUUUGCCAAGAGUCCAGUGGGACACCUUAGUCAUUAGCACAUCAUGCACUAUGUGUAAAAAUAAGGGAGCCAGGUGGGUGCAGGUGGGAUGUACAGUUUCUGUAGCAUAGCACUGUAUAUUAUCCAGGCAGUGUCAAUAUGUGAAAGUGGAAGCAGUUCCAGUGCACACUAGCUAGAGAUAUAUACAUUAUUGAUUAAAUGAGUCAAGUACUCAUGUAUUUAAAAUGUGAUCUUUCUUUUUAUGUCUUUUGUUCAAACCAGCACACACUUAUUGUUUGUACAAGCAAGUGUUUUUGGGCACAUGUACAGAAUCAUUCCUGGAUUUAACACACAAUGUGUAUCUCCCUUCACUGAUAAUUCCUUGUUACAAACAGCAUAUUCACUUCUGGGCUGUAAUGCUGUAAUAAGGAAAGCUGUUCUGAGGUGGAGGGUAUUACUUAGUGAAAUACCAGCAUUGAUACUGUUGAUUUCUGCCCUUGUAAAUGUUCGGUAAAGCAUAUGGACUUCCUUAAGUCAUAUUGCUUUGAAGGAUUUUUUUUGUGUGUGUGUUCAACUCAGUCAUUCUGUGUUAAUCUCUUUUGUGUGCACUCUUCUGGUUCCUUUUCCUAAAUGGAAUGCUUCCAUAACUGCGAUCAGAAAACCCAGAUAAUAAAAUGUAUUUCAGUAAAAUCA